Eufriesea mexicana is the source of this 862-nucleotide messenger RNA. RefSeq names its product profilin chickadee (gene chic). The record is from RefSeq and is a predicted model, not a curated record. Gene Ontology annotation, molecular function: actin monomer binding. Bases 143 to 523 code for a protein of 126 amino acids. NCBI's taxonomy places the organism in Eukaryota, Metazoa, Arthropoda, Insecta, Hymenoptera, Apidae. Gene Ontology annotation, cellular component: cell cortex. The transcript is spliced from 3 exons.
CAGGAAGAGACGAGAGGAGGGGCGAGAGAGAAGUGUGGCCGGCGUUCAGCGCAUAUAGGUAGUCGUGAGAAGAGUCAGUCGGUGACGGGUUGUGUCUUUAGUGGCGUGGUGAACGAUUGAGUCGAGCCGCUUGUGUUAAAAAAUGAGCUGGCAGGAUUACGUUGACAAGCAGCUGGUCGCGUCUAGGUGUGUUACCAAAGCUGCGAUUGCGGGGCAUGAUGGCAAUCUUUGGGCAAAGUCUGAAGGCUUCGAAGUAAGUAAAGAGGAGUUGACAAAAUUGGUCCAGGGAUUCGAAGAGCAGGACAUUCUGACGUCGUCGGGUGUCACCUUGGCCGGCAACAGGUACAUUUACCUGUCAGGUACGGAUCGAGUGAUAAGGGCAAAACUUGGCAAAGUCGGCGUCCACUGCAUGAAGACGAUGCAAACGGUAGUUGUCUCUCUUUACGAAGACCCUAUACAGCCACAGCAAGCCGCAUCGGUCGUUGAAAAACUCGGGGACUACCUUGUGUCCUGCGGCUAUUAGGUUGGUAUAUACUAACCUCUGGGACCCAACAUAAAUAUCUAAUAUUAAUAUUAAACGAUACGAUCGAUUAUUUUAAUGAACAGCGAAUGGAAUGCGUCAUGCCGCACGAGUCGCGCCGGAACUGCCGCAAGCUUGCCGCGCGACAUUCGAUGAAAAGCAACUACAUCAGCAACAACACCAGCAACACAGCUAUCAUAUUCCAGUCGUCGUUCUCUCCUCUUCGAUUCGGCCGGUCGACGUUCGGGGAACAGGCAUACGCGCUCUCACGUGCGCGCAAUAACUUCCGAAAAAACUCAUAGGCAUUUACUUUGGAAAAUGAUCGCGCAAAUUGUAAUCGAC